Molecule: messenger RNA, 1244 nt
Organism: Sitophilus oryzae (rice weevil)
Lineage: Eukaryota; Metazoa; Arthropoda; Insecta; Coleoptera; Curculionidae
Exons: 2
Coding region: 679-1137 (152 amino acids)
Source: RefSeq, a predicted model, not a curated record
AAAUUUUAAAAAAAGUUAAGGGCAUUAAGUUGCAAAAAAUAUAACUUACCUCUCAUGAUAGCAGUGAGUUUUAGAUCUUUGACCCGAAAAUUACCCUCCGCUCCCGUCCAGGAGACAAAUUGGCCCACAUAGUUGGAGUAUAUUUUCUCAAGGGCUCGAUAUAUGGCAUCCUUAGGGUUCUCUCCCCCAACUGUGUAUAUAAAAUAUCCCUAAAGAUUGAAACAUAUGCAUAUAAUGACAAAAAUUUUAAUAGCAAAGCAUAAAAUUAAUUAAUUACAUUGGGUCUCAUGAAUAAAAAUGUAGCAUUUGCUCGAAGUAUACAACAAAAGCAAAAGCAAAUGCUUUGAAGCAAAAGGUGGAAGAAAAAGCAUUUGCUUGGUUUCUAAUGAAUAAUCAUUUGCUUUUGCUCCGUAGUAAAUGAUCCGGCAUCUAGACCAUUUGCUACACGUUUUUACAAGUUCAGACAGGAAAAAUAAUGAUAUUUGGUUAUUUGGUUAAAUAGAAAGCAGCAAUUUAGUGCGGAAGAAGCAACACUAUGAGCGACGACGAGGAAAUCAUGUUCGGUGAAGAGAACGAUCAGGUAAAAUUUGUUGAGUUACUGCAAAAUUAUAGAGAGUAGUACUAGAAAAGUCACCCACUAUAAAAAAAGCGAAAGAGAAUGCGUUAAUAAAGUUACAAAUGGAAUGGCAGGCGGUGAGCGGAAAAAUGAUAAGUGUAAAGCAAUUAUCUAAAAAAAUCAAUAACAUGAAAACAAAAAUCAAACAAAAAUUAGAUUUAAGUAAAACUGGCAACAAACCAAUAAAGUUGAAGUCGUGGGAACAAGCAUUUUGGAAGUUAAUGGAUGGUGAUAGAAAACCGACCUUACGCAAAAUACCAAGUGCUGUGCAAGUUGGCGUUAUGCCACCAAUAGAGACUGCUGUUCCCGUAGACAUCUGGUCGGAGUCAUCCGUUUUGGUUCCAAAACCUGUAAAAAGCAUGGUGUCAAAGAAAAUUAAAAAACAUCAUCUUCCAGAGACCACAGAAACGCAAAAUUUAUUGAUGGCUGAAUUACAGAGAUUAGUUUUGUUAGAACAAUUGGAAGUCUUGAGGCUAAAAAAAAAGAAAAUUGAUGAGAGUUACAACAGGAAGAGUCAAUAGUUAAAGAAAAUGAUAGAGUGACAGAAACAAUUGUAAAACUAACCCAACGUACUACUUGAAAAGAGCGAUAUUUACGUUGAGGUUUUGCAAGUAGUUUUUUUUUGUUA